GGGAGGCCUAUUGAUCUCCUUCCUACGUAGCCAAUAUCGCUUUGACAUUUUCUAAAUUGUCAACGCGACCAGAAAAUAAAACAAACAAUGUCACAAGGAAAAACUAAUGCCCAUGCCUGGAAGAGAGAGCCGGAAGCGGUGCCGAGGGGCCACAAAGUCAGUGGUAGUUUCCUUAGCUUGCACACAUCGCCGCCCCUGCAUAUUGCCCUACAUGGUAUGUCGUCACUCAUCAACUCCCGGCUGCCCAAGACUGCGCUUGAUCUCUGUCUCGAGCUCCUGGAGGUGGGCGUCAAUGCACAGGCCUUGGCCGACGUAGUCCUUAAAGUGCUGGCGGUGAAGGAGAAUACGCAAAAGAAGUGAUCCCCUCAAGCUUUCCACCGAAAACUUUCCUACAGACGACGACCACGACAACAACGGCCGGCAAAACGAUUAGGCUUAUCAUUUCCGACCUGACCAACCCUCAACCCGCAACGGCUGCUCACAAUUAAACACAAAAAAUCCGUAUUUCGAUAACAAAUAUCAGUUAUAUAUUUAGCACGAAUAAAACCAUUAACACUAUCAUAAGAAGACUAUAA
Messenger RNA from Drosophila ananassae, 575 nucleotides. Its product is annotated as mitotic-spindle organizing protein 1. Gene Ontology annotation, biological process: gamma-tubulin complex localization. Gene Ontology annotation, cellular component: gamma-tubulin ring complex. Lineage: Eukaryota; Metazoa; Arthropoda; Insecta; Diptera; Drosophilidae. The record is from RefSeq and is a predicted model, not a curated record. Bases 88 to 360 code for a protein of 90 amino acids. The transcript has a single exon.